Molecule: messenger RNA, 893 nt
Organism: Aphidius gifuensis
Lineage: Eukaryota; Metazoa; Arthropoda; Insecta; Hymenoptera; Braconidae
Gene: Rad1
Product: cell cycle checkpoint protein RAD1
Exons: 3
Coding region: 1-822 (273 amino acids)
Biological process (GO): DNA repair; DNA damage checkpoint signaling
Cellular component (GO): checkpoint clamp complex; nucleus
Molecular function (GO): 3'-5' exonuclease activity
Source: RefSeq, a predicted model, not a curated record
AUGAAUCCACAAAUUGAUAAUUAUAAACUUGUUGCUAAAUUAGGUACACUUAAAACAUUUGUACAACUUUUACGUUCAGUUAAUCAUCGUGAAAAUGCAACAUGUUUUUGUACAGAUAAUGGACUUAAAAUAACUGUUGAAGAUUCAAAAUGUAUACAAGCAAGUGCAUACAUACCAAUACAAGUAUUUCAAGAAUUUAAUUUAGUUGAAGAUGUUAUAUUUAAAAUUAAUUUAACAGUAUUAGUUGAAUGUUUAAAUAUGUUUUGGAGUAAUAUGUCAUCAGCAAAUGCAUCUGUUGGUUUACAACUUUAUUACAAAGAUCAAGGACAUCCAGUAACUGUGUUAAUUGAAGAAGAUGGAAUAAUAACUGAUUGUUCAUUAAAAACACAAGAUCCAGAUGAAAUUUUAGAUUUUCAUAUGGAAACUGAACUGGUUUUAAAUAGAGUUGUAUUAAAAACAACAUUACUCAGAGAUAUUUGGACUGAGCUUGAUCCAAGUAGUGAAUAUUUGGAGUUGUUGUUAUCACCAGAAACACCAUACUUUCGUAUAACAUCAAAUGGCUUAGCUGGUGAGUGUCGUAUUGAAUUACCACAUGACAGUGAUUUAAUUUGCACAUUUCAGUGCAAAAAAGAGGCAAGUUUUUUUUAUAGACAAUCACAUAUUAAACCAGCAAUGAAAGCACUUGGUUGUUGUGAAACUGUAUCAUUGAGAACUGAUAAAAGUGGAUUACUUUGUUUUCAAUAUAUGGUUAAAACUGAUGAAGGACAUAUUUGUUAUGUUGAAUAUUAUGUUUCACCAGUUGUUGAGGGAGAUGAAGAUUAAAGUCACUUGAUAAAUAAUUUAAUUAUUCUUAAAAUUUAAGUAUGUUUUGUAAACUUGAAAUAAUUAUAUUU